Molecule: messenger RNA, 9041 nt
Organism: Chionomys nivalis (European snow vole)
Lineage: Eukaryota; Metazoa; Chordata; Mammalia; Rodentia; Cricetidae
Gene: Raph1
Product: Ras association (RalGDS/AF-6) and pleckstrin homology domains 1
Exons: 15
Coding region: 271-4116 (1281 amino acids)
Biological process (GO): signal transduction
Cellular component (GO): cytosol; plasma membrane
Source: RefSeq, a predicted model, not a curated record
UCGGUCCGCUCUUGGGCCGCACGACCCUCAGCCCCGCCCUGUGUGCCGGGGCCAGACGCUGGGGCUCUAUGGUCCGCGCCGCCGGGUGCUCGGUCGCCCCGCCCCGUCCCUGCCAACGCCCGCUCUGUGGGUCGGUCAGUCAGUCCCGGAGCGCGCGCCGCGGGAGCAGAGGGAGAGGAGCGGCGCGCCUGGAGAGGCGGCGUUGCGGCGGGGGCACGCGGGCAGCUGCUGCCUCGCGCGGGGCUCCCGGAGGGCCGAGGGGCUGCCACGAUGGAGCAAUUAUCAGAUGAAGAAAUUGACCAUGGUGCUGAAGAAGACAGUGACAAGGAAGAUCAGGACCUGGAUAAAAUGUUUGGAGCCUGGCUUGGGGAACUGGACAAACUUACUCAGAGUUUGGAUUCUGACAAGCCUAAAGAACCAGUGAAAAGAUCUCCUCUUCGCCAGGAAACAAACAUGGCCAACUUUUCUUACCGCUUCUCCAUAUACAACUUGAAUGAAGCUCUGAAUCAGGGAGAGACUGUGGAUCUGGAUGCCCUGAUGGCUGAUCUCUGCUCCAUAGAACAGGAGCUCAGCAAUAUUGGCUCAGGAAAUAGUAAGCGUCAAGUCACAGAACCAAAAGUCACUCAGAAGCUACCUAGCCGGCAUACGUCGAAACAUGGCUCUCUGAGAGGAGUAGGAGUAUCAUCUUCUUCUAAUAGAACAACUACUAAACCUUCCCAUGCUAACUACUCCCUGGAUGACAUCACUGCACAAUUAGAACAGGCUUCCUUGAGCAUGGAUGAGGCCGCUCAGCAAUCUGUAGUAGAAGAUUCUAAACCUUUAAUGACGAAUCAGCACAGAAGGACUGCAUCAGCUGGCACUGUGAAUGAUGUUGAAGUGCACUCUGUUAGUAACUCCUCCCGUUCGAGCAUCACUUCUGCAGCUUCUAGCAUGGAUUCUUUGGAUAUUGACAAAGUGGUGCGCCCUCAAGAACUGGAUUUGACAACACAUCAGGGACAGCCAGUUACUGAGCACUCCUAUCUGGACAGGGAAACCUCCCUUCUUCUGAGAAACAUUGCAGGAAAACCUUCUCAUUUGCUGACCAAGGAGGAACAAGCGGCAAAACUGAAAGCUGAGAAGAUUAGAGUUGCCCUGGAAAAAAUUAAAGAGGCUCAAGUGAAAAAGUUGGUGAUCAGGGUCCACAUGUCUGAUGACAGUUCUAAAACCAUGAUGGUGGACGAGAGACAAACCGUGAGACAAGUGCUGGAUAACCUGACGGACAAAUCUCACUGUGGCCACAGUUUAGACUGGUCGCUGGUGGAGACCAUUUCUGAGUUACAGAUGGAGAGAAUCUUUGAAGACCAUGAAAACUUAGUUGAAAAUCUUCUUAAUUGGACAAGAGAUAGCCAAAACAAGCUUAUAUUUAUGGAACGUAUAGAAAAAUAUGCACUUUUUAAAAACCCACAGAAUUACCUUCUUGGGAAAAAGGAAAGAGUUGAGAUGGCAGACAGAAACAAAGAAGUGCUGUUAGAGGAAUGUUUUUGUGGAAGUUCUGUAACUGUCCCAGAAAUUGAAGGAGUCCUUUGGUUAAAAGACGAUGGCAAGAAGUCCUGGAAGAAGCGUUACUUUCUCUUGCGAGCAUCUGGCAUCUACUAUGUCCCUAAAGGAAAAGCAAAGGUAUCUCGGGAACUGGUGUGCUUUCUUCAGCUGGAUCAUGUUAAUGUGUACUAUGGACAGGACUAUCGGAGCAAGUACAAAGCACCCACAGACUGUUGUCUGGCAUUAAAGCACCCACAGAUCCAGAAGAAGUCUCAGUAUAUCAAGUACCUCUGCUGUGACGAUGUGAGGACUCUGCACCAGUGGGUCAAUGGGAUCCGAAUCGCAAAGUAUGGGAAGCAGCUCUACACAAAUUACCAAGAAGCCUUGAAGAGGACAGAGUCUGCUUAUGAUUGGACUUCUUUAUCCAGCUCCAGCAUUAAAUCUGGGUCCAGUUCUUCCAGCAUCCCAGAGUCUCAGUCAAAUCAUUCUAAUCAGUCUGACAGUGGAGUCUCUGACACCCUACCCACAGGACACAUCCGUUCCCAAAGCACUGUGAGCUCCAUGUUCUCGGAAGCCUGGAAGCGUGGCACUCAGUUGGAAGAGUCCAACAAGGCCAGAAUGGAAUCUAUGAAUCGGUCCUACACUUCACUUAUGCCCCCUCUGUCCCCUCAAACUAAGAUCAUCACCCCUUAUACUGCCUCACAACCUUCACCCCCUCUGCCUCCUCCUCCACCACCACCUCCUCCUCCUCCGCCUCCACCACCUCCACCACCACCUCCUCCUCUCCCUAGCCAGUCUGCACCUUCUGCAGGCUCAUCAGCCACCAUGUUUGUCAAGUACAGCACAAUCACCAGGCUACAAAAUGCAGCUCAGCAUUCAGGGUCCCUGUUUAAGUCUCCGCCACCCCCAGCGAUGCAACCUCCGCCUUUAGCUUCACAGUCCCUCAAGGCUCAAAUUGUGGUGCCCCCCAAUGGAGUUAUUCCUCCACCCCCUCCUCCUCCACCACCCCCAACCCCUGGUUCAGCCAUGGCCCAGUUAAAGCCAGUGCCAUGUGCCCUAUCCCUGCCACAGUUCUCCCAGCCCCCUCCACUGAAGACUAAUCAAGUUCAUCAAGUGGCACCUCCCACACCCCCACCAGCUCCUCCCAUCCCUGCAGCUGUCCCUCCUCAAGCACCCCCUAAACCCCUGGUGACCAUUCCUCUUUCAGCCAGCACCAAAACUGUACCGUCAGUAGUGGCACAGGCUGUACCACUCACCCCUGCACCUCCAGUGCCCCCAGCAAAGAAACAGCCAGCUUUCCCCAUUUCUCACAUUCCACCCUCUCCCCCUGUUCAGCCUGCUCCAUGUCCACCACCAACACUACCCAAGCAGCAGAGCUUUGGGGUGAAGCCACCCCCCUCUCCACUGUCCCCCAUGCCCUCAGUAGUGAAGCAGAUAGCCAGUCAGUUUCCACCUUCCCCCACUCCUCCGCCUGUGGACUCACAGCCCCCAAAACCCCUCCCAGCAAGUGUCACCCCACAGUCCCCUCCUGCCGUGAAAGCAAAGCCCAAGUGGCAGCCCAGCUCAAUCCCUGUCCCUUCUCCAGAUUUCCCUCCUCCCCCUCCAGAAAGCAGCCUGGUGUUUCCUCCUCCACUUCCUCCAAGCCCAGCCCCACCCCCACCCCCACCCCCACCCCCAGAGCCACCCGUGGCUUCACCAAUCCCUGACAAAGGUGGAUCUCCAGGCAAAAAGCCAAGUAAGAUGUCCAGCCCUGGGGGAAAGAAACCGCCCCCAACCCCACAGCGCAACUCCAGCAUUAAGUCUGCCGAGCACCCUGAGCCCAAGCGACCCUCGGUAGACAGUCUAGUCAGCAAGUUUGCACCGCCAGCAGAAUCGGGAUCUCCCCACAAGGAGACCCCACCUCCUCCUGCAGCGCCUCCCAAACCUGGGAAACUACACCUUUCUGGAGUCAAUCUCCCUGGAAUCCACCAGCAAGGGAGUGUGUCAACAACGCCUUCUGUUCUGAGUGGGCGUGGAAAGGACUCCGUAGUGGAAUUUCCAUCUCCUCCAUCCGAUUCUGACUUUCCACCCCCUCCACCUGAAAUAGAGCUUCCUCUGCCCCCUAUUGAGAUUCCAGCCAUAUUCUCGGGAAGCACCUCCCCCAAAGUGGCAGUUGUUAAUCCUCAACCACAGCUAUGGUCUAAAACAUCUGUGAAGAAGGCCCCGCCCACCCGGCCCAAACGAAAUGAUAGCACCCGCCUCACUCAAGCUGACAUCUCUGAGCAACCAGCGAUGACCACAGUUGUGCCACAAGUGCCCACCUCUCCCAAAUCCAGCCUUAGUGUCCAGCCUGGAUUCCUAGCUGAUCUUAACAGGACACUGCAGCGCAAGUCUAUCACGCGGCAUGGCUCCCUCUCCUCUUCACGAAUGUCCAGAGCAGAACCCACAGCCACCAUGGACGACAUGGCACUACCCCCACCACCACCAGAACUGCUGUCUGACCAGCAGAAGGCUGGCUUUGGAGGCAGUCAUAUUUCAGGCUAUGCAACAUUGCGAAGAGGACCCCCUCCUGCUCCCCCUAAAAGAGACCAGAAUACUAAGCUCUCAAGAGACUGGUAGCCACAAGACUUAAUAUCUAUAAUCAGUUCUACAAUCAGUUUACCUGAUCAUCUGUGAAUCCAGGUGUUCAGAGCCUCCUGAUAUGUUAUUCAGGUAGUGUCCAGCUGUAUGUGUGUUGAUUGUGUGUAUAUACGUAUGUAUACAUCUGUGAAUGUGUAUAUAUGGAGAGAACUGAUUCUAUUUAUUUCUUUUGCCUCCUAAUCAGAAAAGAGGGUUUUGUAUAUUUUGAGCGGAAGGAGACAUAGGAGGAGCUAUGUUGUCACUUAUAAUUUGUUUAUCAUAUGGAUUGGACCAAAAUCUAGAAGGUAUUUUGUAACUGUCUGUUCAUGUGCCACCGUGCAUGUGUUACAGAAGAAAUAGAUGGACAGUUUCUCAGUUUGAGGAUGUCACGAGAAUGUUUGCUAUAUCAGUAGGGCUUUUUUGUUUUACCCAGUUGGCUGAAUUUAGAACUGCUUAACUGACACUUAAAUUCUACAUAUAAAGGGGCACUUUAAUUCAGGAAAGCCUUCCAUAGACAGAACGGGUAAAUGGCCCAGCAAGGGGAAAUGCUGAAGACACUGUGGUUGUACAUAGGAAAGUCAUGGCGUUCUAGUUGCAAUAGUUCUGCCAUGAGCCCAGCCACAUCUUGAGAUGUCUUCACAGGUAAGCUUUUUGCCUAAAACACAAGAAAUAUCUAAUGCUAUAAUCCUAACUACUUUCAGUAAUUGCAAACCUUCAUCAGUUUGGUUUCAGGAGUCUUGCUUUUUUGUAGAAUGUUCAGCACACACUGUAAUGUACUGCCCCAAUAAUGUCUUUGGGUCAUUUAUUUACCUUCGCAUAUAGUGUGUACAUUACAGACAUUUGAAUUUGUGGAUAGUAGAAAUAUGAAAUAUACUCCCUGUGCCCAGUGUAGUACAUUAUUAAAAACAAAGUCAACUUCUGCAAUGCCUUCUUUACAAGUUGUUCUCCACGAGAGAUAAAGAAGACAAGACAGUAUCAUUCAUCGUGUUUUAAUGCAAAGAAUCCAUUUGGGAUAGGACUAUCAUGAUCAAAACGAGUUUUCACAAUUUCAUCCAUAGCUACUAGAGCUGCUAAGAUCUUUUCUGUUUAGCUUGAGUGUAGGGCUUUUACAGGUGGCCAGGUGUUCCGAUGGAGCAGUGCCAUAGUCCACUUAAAGCAAGCACGUACUGACGGCUCUACUAUGUUCACAGUGUUCUCUGCACUUUUGGUACAUGAGAAAAGCGUGUACUUACCAACUUAGAGUGAUAGGCUGAUGGGAAAGAAAUGCAAUCCUAGUUAUUUAUUUAUUUAUUUAUUUUUGGUUUUUCGAGACUGGGUUUCUCUGAAUCCUAGUUAUUUUUAAGCAAGAGAAUAAAAGCUGUCCAACCCACUUCUUACAAAUGAGCACAUCUUGUAAAGAAUCUGUGCCUGCUGUAAAGAUAACCAGUGCCAAAUGCAGAAAUCUUUUGGUCCUGUCCCUCAAGCAGAAAGUAACGCUAAUGAAUCUGGAUAAAGAAGAUAGAAUAAUUGGAGAAGAUAGUCUUCACACUGUGGCAAGUUUCACUACCCUAAUUUCCAGUAAGGAACUGCACCAUAAAGAUGUGUAAGUGGCAACUCCCACACAUCUCUAGCCACUCUUCAGAUAGCCAUGCAGUUAGGGGAAAAAGACUAAAAGUCAUUGUACUUUUUAAAAAACCCUACUUAGAUUUUUUUUUUGAUCUUUGAAAUUGCUCACCAAGUAUUUAUGUGCUUACAAUUCUUAUGAUUAUGAAAUGAUCUUUAACAUAACUGCAGUUAGUUUCAACGUGCACAACAAAUGUAUUUAAUCUGAAUACAGAUGCCAAGCCACUGAAGUACUUCCUCGUACUCAUCGACCUGCAGUUCUCCAUUCAAUCUACAGAAAACCAAGAGUGCAGAUCCCUGGGGUUUAUCUCUAGGGUGUUUCUGUUUUCUUUUUAAAUUAAGCUAGUUAGGCAACUUAAGAUUUCCUUGAGCGCAAAAAUAUGUACCUCCAAUCUAGAUUGAACCCAAAAUCAACAACCUUCAUUUUGUCAAUGUGGACUCAUGGGAACUCCACGCCCUUCCUGAGGCACCGUCUGUUCUAACUCAUCUUGUGACAGCAUGCAGUCCCUAUAGCUCUCCAGAGACAGAAACAGCUGUUAAUUAAAAACAAAACAAUAAACCAAAGUGCCACAUUCCUAUUUUAUUUCUCACUGCUUAGUGAUGACAUGUAGUUUUCUUUCUUUUUCUCUGGUGUGUCCAUGGACAAGACCUACUGCCAGCCAACACUAGUUCUGUGCCUUCUUCCACUGCCCGUAGCGCAGCAGCUCCAGCUCGCACGGCUUUUUCAGGCAGUGCAGGGCCUGUGGAGGCUGCCUGGACACUAACAGUGAACAGAGUGAAGGAUCUUUGCUCCUGAGGGCAGACAGGUGCUUUUCAGAAUUGGUUUGGUGACAUCCUCAAUUUUUAUUAUAUAGUAAUUUCAAGUCUCUUAGUACUUAAAGUUUGGGCACCAACUCUGAAGCAGCCAAACCUAUUCUCAAUAAAAUGACCUAACGGUGAUCCAUAGGUGCCGGCAUGAGUACACUGUAUAUUAAGUCUCCCCUGCUUGGAAUUUAGUCCCAAAAGAUUUUAAUAUGCGUUCUCUCAUCUUUUAGUCACUGUAAUUCUCAUCUGGAGGAAAGAAGGUCUGUUUCAGACAUCUACUUAACUGUAUAACACUUUUUUUUCCAAUGUCUAAACUUUUUUAACAUAAGAAAGAUGGCUGGAUCUUAAAGAUUAUCAAAAAGAUCUAUUUUCAUUAGACAAUGAAGAGAGAUAACAAUGGGUUUCUGUUUUUGCUUUUUCUUAAGUCGUCCAAAAUCAAGGUGCUCUUACCCACUGAUGGUAUAUCUUGCAAUGGGCUGAGAACUGUUUUGGGUCUCCUCCCUGUAUUGUACUUUGAUAAAUUAGAAUUGAGAGGUCACAGUAAUUCUAAUAGGGUAACAACUCUAAGGUCUGGAUCAACAGAAUCCAGGGUUCAGGAGCUGGGCAGCAGUGUGAACCGGUUCCUCAGACUUCCACAGAACAUGUCACCUUUGCUACUCAAAUAGAGCAGUUUUAUGUUACAAACACAAGGGCAGUGUUUAAGCAAAUAAACCCAUUCAAAGCAUUUUCCCUUAUCACCAAAACUAGCAAUAUAACCGAUGCAAUUCCAGAUUUUACCCCAGCUUAGAACAAUUAAAACAAUGCCCUGUAUGAUUGUGUGAUGGCUUUCGAUAAAACUGGGGUAAUUAUUUUUGUUUAUACAUGAAGAUGGCUUUCUUUUAAAAAAAAAAAAAGUCCCUUUCAAAUUGAACCGUUAAUUUUUUAAUUUUAACUUUUUAUUAUCUGUUAUAUGUGACCUCUCUCAAAGUUGACCCAAAGGGAAAUGCAAGGUGGGGGGAUCCCACCAUCUUUCAAGAUGGUCCUUUGAAAACCUAGUGAAAACAUGUUACCCUUUAAUACUCUACCAUCAAAACUACAAGUGUAAAAGACAACUAAAAUUUAAGUAUAGAAUUGCUUAAUGAAGCAACAUAUAAUGUGUUGGAGGGCAGGGGGGCUCUGGUUUACUCUGAAGUUAACCAUCCUAGACAGCUGUCUGCUAUAAUCCCCAGUGCCUUGAACUCUUUAGAGGAAAGCAUGUAAAAACAACAAAAACAACCAAGUAAACUUUGAGGUGCUAAUGAAAGAGGGGACAGGUAAGUAUUUCUGAACUUUUGGCAGAAAUGGAGGGGGAUGACUGUCUUGUAUUACAGGAGUUUUCAUCCACCUAAAUGGAGUCUGUUUUCUACCAAAGAUAGAGAAGUGGCUCAAGUCAACAAAGUUCUAUUUAAGAGCUGGCCAAAUUUGGGAGCUUGUUGUUCAUAAGCUAUGAAUUUCAAGCAAGUGAUUGUUAAAGCAUCAACUUCUUAGGAAGACAAGGGAAACAGGGAAUACAUUUUUAGAAACUAUCCAUUCAUUAAAUUUGUUACAAUUUAAUACCAAAAAUGCUGGUUUUCAUAUCCCACCUCCUAGUUUUUCCUGUAUUUGUAAAUAGUCCCCCCUAGAAAAUAAGCAUUAAUUGGAAUGUUUGAAAUGACUUUGCUUAGUUUUAAUAUCAGCCACUUAGUGAACUCUUCCUCCAGAGCAGAGAUAAAUAACGUAAAAUAUGAUUAGUUUGUGCUAAGUGUUGUAAAAAUACUGUUUGCUCUCUUCACUGGGUUGUUGUCUCCUUUCCCUGUUUUUUUUUUUUUUCUCCCAAGAAUGGAGUCCAGGCUCACUCUGACGUCUAGCUGUGAGAAUUUUGUCAUAAUAGAUACAAUAGUAUACUUUUUAAAGGCAUGACGAUAACAAAUGUACCAGAAAGAGGUCAUUAUUCAGAAGAUUAUGCACAAUUUGGUAAAGAUGAAGUUGUGGAUUUCUUUCAGCCUUUAUUAUUUUCUUCUGCAUAAAUGUACACUCAUUUCAUCAUGUGCCUUGCUCCCUGAUUGUGCAAAGCUGUACACACAUACAUACAUACACACACACACACACAUAUAUACACAUAUAUGAGAAAGAGAUGUAUUCAUUCAGUACUACUGAUGAUGAUUUUUGUUCUACUGCUGGAUUAAGUCUCUGAGUUCUCACUUGUCAUAAACUAUUGUAGCAGCUCAGGACAGUGGUCGGAUAGAGUAAAUUUGUUUUUGUAGUUGCAUAUUUUGUCAUCAAGCCCAAUCAUUAAUUAAAAAAAAAUUAAAUAGAUUCCAUUUAAACACAAGGAUUUUGAGUGUUUUGGAUGAAUACCACUAAGAACCUGGUUUUAUAGGGCUGGAGAGAUGACUCAGCUGUUAAGAAUGCUUUCUGCUCUUCCAGAGGACCAGAGUUCAGUUCCCAGCACCCACGUCGGGCAACUCAAAACCACCUAUAACUCCAGCUCCAAAGGAUCCAAUGUCCUCUUCUGGCCUCCA